AUGAUGGAGCAUCACGGCUGCCGACUUGGUCAUGUCGUUGUCCGUGCGCCUUGCAAAGUUUCACAGCAAGCCUCCACCCGUGGAUUGGCAUGCGCCCUACCAAUGAGCACGAGAAAAUCAACUUCGAGGUUGUGUAAGCCUGGUCUUGCACUAGUUGCCGGCAUGUAUUGGGCAUUUUCUGCGACACGGCGUCGCGGAGCCACUCGAACUGCCAAGGACACGGGGGAAACGACAGAUGCUCAAGAGGAGAAUUGGUGGAGCAAAUUCACAUCUGUCGAUGUUUCGGUUUUCCAGCGCCCGCGUGCAUACGCGACCCGAACAGCGCUGGAACGGGCAUUGGAAGGUUUGCCGGUACGAUUGAAGGAUCUCUCACGCAAAAACGGUCCCAAUGUGCCUUUGUCGCAGCUGGAGAGCCCAAUUUACCGAGGAGUAGCUUUCCUGACUGCUUUCGCAGCAUACCCAACCGUGGUGCGCUGUUUGCGCAGCUUGCUUUACGAUGACCUCGGUGGGAACACGGAUGACCUAGCAGAUGUUGUGACUGAGUUUGUAACCGUGGAGACAUUCGUUUUCGGCAGCUACGCUGGUGUGACCCUUCAAGUGCAGAUGCAACGCCUCGCAGAUCUUCAAACAGAGUCCGUCAAGGAAAGUGCCUUGUUGUCAGGUUUGUCAGAGCAUACCGUCGGACUCUUCGAUUCGUUGGACAAAACAUCUCUGCGAAGUGGGACCGGGACAACGGUGGCAAAAAAUGAGGACAAAGCAUUGCUGGCACUGUGGCACCACUCUGAGCGAAUGGCUUAUGGUACGAGGGGCGUGGAGUUGAUGGACAUAGCUGAUCGCGAUCGCCAAAGCGACAGCAUCAGCAACUAUCGGCAAGCACUUCUCAAGUGGGGCCGCAUGCGGAGAGAACAGCAAGCCACAGCACCGCUGUAUGAACCAGAUUUGCAAGUGUGUUUGGGCAUGUUGAACAAUUUGAGAGACUUUCGAGCGGGGCGAUUAUCCAGGGAAUCAUUGACACUGCCACCUACAUUUUUUUGGACAUUUGGUUUACUCUCGAUAUUUAUUUCCAUAUCGUUUGCUCUGAGGGAGGCGGCGGAUCCCAACAGCGAAUUUUCCAUCGUAGACCGCUGUUUCUUCGCGACGCUGACACUGGCGUUUCUCACCUUGUUUCGCUUGGCCGUAGAUGUGAACUUCCCUUUUGGUGGGGACUAUCAAAUCCGACGCGGGGCCUUGACAGCCGAGCUAGUAGCAGCUCGCACCACUCUGGCAAAGGCACUGGGCCCAGAUAAGCUAGCAGCAUACCAGGCCAAAGAAGCCACAAAAAGAAGCAUCGACGAAAAUGAUCUUGCCCCGGCUGUGCAGAACACAACUUUUGGAACGAAAGCCCGCAAGACGAGACGGGUCGGAAGACUCUUCCUGCCCGUGGGCUCGCUAAAAUCACAGUACCGGCACGUGCAGCGUUGGGAGGUCAGCCUCCGAACAUUUGCGGCGGAGCUAGCCGGCUUGAUUUCGCAAAUGCCGAGGUGUCACAUGCCGGGCAUGCAGGCCCGGACAGCGCAACCGCAAAUCGCGAAGAAAUCGCACCUGCCAAUGUGCAGGGCGCAGCACCAGCUACAUCCGGCAGAGGAUGCGGGAAGUGCCGGAGAUUCCAGACAAGUUCUCAUCGACCAGGUGAAAAGCCACCAGAAAGCUUCUGCUGCCUUCCAAAAAGCAUGGCAUGCAUACUGCGAUGAGCAUGGGGACGGCAUCUAUGAUCCGGCAAGGCACAAGAUCCAGCUGCUGGAGGAGUUCCUGAAGACGGCUGCAUCGAAGACCGCAGGCUCGAAGCGCAAGAAAAAGCAGGCAUCGGGCUCAGAAUCUGCCACAAGCCGCAGCCGGAGCAGAACAAGAAGACGACGAAGACAUGCAAAAGGCAGGCGUCGAGCACACGGACGCAGGCACAGGCGAGAACGUCGACGAAGAGAACAUCGAGGGCGAAGACGUCGCAAAGGACGCAGAAAGAGGUCGCGCUCACGGUCACAAAGCUCUGGAAGUUCUGUUAUGUCCGGUCUUCCUUCGCGUGCGACAGCCAUCAAGGGAGCCGAGCGGGCUGUGGCUUCUGCCGCCGAAGAGCUGAACCGAUUGAAAGCCAAUCCGGAUGCAGCCAUCGAUGAGCCAGCAUUGCAAGGAAAGCAGAAGGAAGAGAUGGAAGUGGCCCUCCGAGCUCUCCAAAGCGAAGCUGAUUCAGAGAUGGAGGCGCAGUUACAGGAAGUGAAAGAAAGGCUGGCUCGAGAGAAAGCCUCCCGCUUGGUGGAAGCGGAGGAGAAAUUGGAACAGGCCAUCGCUGAGCGCCUGAAAGAAGCCGAAGACAAGCUUCGACAAGAGGCCCAAGGAAGACUCGAUGAGGCCAAAAAGCUGGCAGAGGCAAAGCUCGAAGCGAUCAUGGCAGAGGCUCGGCCAAAGAUUGAGGCCUCCUGGGCAGAUCAGCUCCAGGUGCAGCAGCUGGUGUCAGCAAGAAGAAAUAGGCGCUACGCUGGCGUGAGAAAGCAUCGGAGCAUUUGCCAAAAGCUGCUUGCCGAUAGCAUCUGCACAGGGCAACAUGGGACCGUCUGA
Molecule: messenger RNA, 2589 nt
Organism: Symbiodinium necroappetens
Lineage: Eukaryota; Dinophyceae; Suessiales; Symbiodiniaceae
Source: the annotation of a GenBank genome assembly